Messenger RNA from Salvelinus namaycush (lake trout), 711 nucleotides. Its product is annotated as transcription cofactor HES-6-like. Gene Ontology annotation, cellular component: nucleus. Gene Ontology annotation, molecular function: DNA-binding transcription factor activity, RNA polymerase II-specific; protein dimerization activity; RNA polymerase II cis-regulatory region sequence-specific DNA binding. Gene Ontology annotation, biological process: regulation of neurogenesis; regulation of transcription by RNA polymerase II; anterior/posterior pattern specification. Lineage: Eukaryota; Metazoa; Chordata; Actinopteri; Salmoniformes; Salmonidae. Bases 1 to 711 code for a protein of 236 amino acids. The transcript is spliced from 4 exons. The record is from RefSeq and is a predicted model, not a curated record.
AUGGCCCCCACUCCCAAUAAUAAAAACGGACUGAGUAGAGACGAGAGUGAAAACUAUGGCAUUAAAGUGGACAGAAAGACCAGAAAACCGUUGGUUGAGAAAAAGAGACGGGCUCGCAUCAAUGAAAGUUUGCAAGAUCUCCGAGUUCUGCUCGCAGACACAGAUUUACAAUUAAAGAUGGAGAACGCCGAAGUGCUGGAAAUGACUGUGAAACGAGUGGAGAGUAUCAUUCAAAGCCGAGCACAAGAGGUCGACACCGUGAACCGGGAGGCAAGCGAAAGGUUUGCUGCGGGCUACAUCCAGUGCAUGCAUGAGGUGCACACCUUCGUGUCCAACUGCCCGGGAAUUGACGCAACCAUCGCGGCAGAGCUCUUGAACCACCUCCUCGAAUGUAUGCCCCUAAACGACGAGGACAAAUUCCAGGUGAUGAUCCAGGAUAUCAUGACAGACUGCUCCACUAACAGUAACAGCACUUGGCCCAGUUCUGAGGGCAUAUAUGCAGCACUGGUCUCCCCGGGGGGAAAGAGCAUCUCCAGCGGCAGCUCCUCAGCCCUCUCCCCGGCGCACUCCACUACCUCCAGCGAUGACCUGUGCUCGGAUCUGGAAGAGACUGACUCUGAGCAGAACCACAUCUCUGUGGAUGCUGAGAACCAGGAUGUUCUGAACAUGCCCACAGCGGCUUAUUCCGAGUCCAUGUGGAGGCCCUGGUAG